Messenger RNA from Botrytis porri, 978 nucleotides. RefSeq lists its product as uncharacterized. Lineage: Eukaryota; Fungi; Ascomycota; Leotiomycetes; Helotiales; Sclerotiniaceae. The transcript is spliced from 2 exons. Gene Ontology annotation, molecular function: arylformamidase activity. The record is from RefSeq and is a predicted model, not a curated record. Bases 1 to 978 code for a protein of 325 amino acids.
AUGUUUCAAGAUCAAAAAGUCAAAGUCAAAGUCAAAUUGACUAAUCUAGAUGAUCCGUCAGUCAAUGCUCCUAUUGACUUCCUGAGAGAAGAUGUCAAAUACGCACAAGAGCAUGACUUACAGACUUUAAGUAUCUUUACUGCAAGCCAAACCAAAGAUGAUAAGCCUCUCAUGGACGCCGUUGGAAACCCUUCCACAUCUUCAUCCAAGAUUUGGGUAAUUUAUAUCCAUGGGGGAGCAUGGCGUGAUCCACUUGUUACAUCCUCUUCUUUUAUUCCAACGAUCAAUUGCCUUGCGUCUUCAUCUAUUGAAUCUAAGAUUGCCUCAUUUGCAUCCAUCAAUUAUCGUCUAUCUUCUCAUCCAUCAUUUCCUCAAGAUUCUUCUUCAAUUCCGAGACACGAAUAUCGCGAUGCUAAGCACCCUGAUCACAUACAAGAUAUAUGUUCUGCACUAUCUUAUUUACAAUCUAAAUACUCCAUCGAAGAUCAAUAUUUACUCGUUGGUCACUCAUGCGGUGCAACAUUAGCAAUGCAAAUUUCAAUGGGAAAAGAAUAUUUAUAUUCUUGUGGUAUACCAAAUGAGCAGUUGAAUUUCAAACUCCCACGAUAUGUUCUUGGAGUAGCUGGAAUCUACGACUUAAGAUUACUUCGUGACACGCAUUCUCAUCCUGCAUACAAUGAGUUUCUCACUCAAGCGUUUGGAUCAGAUGAAAAAAUCUGGGAUGAAGUUUCACCAGCGAAAAUUUCCAAUUUUGAGGAAUUUGGAAAGAGUGGAAAGAUUCUUGCUUUUUCUACUUCACCAGAUGAUGAUUUGGUUGAUGAGUUACAAAUCGAUGUUAUGGUGAAGAGUGUGCAAGGUAUUAAUGGAGGAGUAGUGGUGAAAGAUCUCAAAAAUCAUUUGGAAGGAACUCACGACAAAAUAUGGGAGACUGGAAAUUUGGCUGAUGCUAUAGUUGAGUUAUUGAAUUCAUCUGAGUAG